Messenger RNA from Hydra vulgaris (swiftwater hydra), 3963 nucleotides. Lineage: Eukaryota; Metazoa; Cnidaria; Hydrozoa; Anthoathecata; Hydridae. The record is from RefSeq and is a predicted model, not a curated record.
AUGAUGUAUUUGGCUAAUAUAUCGAGUUUUGAUUUACAAAAUGACGAUUUUGUUGAAUAUAUUGAAAGAUUUGAAAAUUAUUUACUUGCCAAUAACAUACAGGAGGCAGAAUUACAAAAAGCCGUUUUUCUAUCAACUAUUGGAGGACCUGCUUACAAACUUCUUCGUAGUUUAUGUGAAAAUGACACUAAAAAUAAAAGUUUUACUCAACUAAUAAAGUUAAUGAGAGACCAUUUAAAACCAACCCCAAACUUCAUUGCACAACGGUUUCAAUUUUAUAAAAGAGACAGAAAAGAGGGAGAAUCAGUGAAUGGAUAUAUUACUGAAUUGCGCAGAUUAUCAGAGCAUUGUGAGUUUAGUGAGAAGUUAAAUGAUUACUUAAGAGAUAGAUUUGUGUGUGGAUUAAACAACGAAAAUGUACAGCAAAAGUUAUUAACCAUAAAAAACCUUACAUUAGAGACAGCAUUAGACACAGCAAGAGCAUAUGAAGCGGCAUAUAAAGAUGCUAAGAUUUUACGUGGUACUAGAGAGGGUCAUAUAGAACAAGAAGAAGUGCACAAGAUGGAUACUCGGACAAGAUUUGAGAAAAAUAGAGAAUGUUUUCGAUGUGGCUAUAUGGAAAAAAAGGAAUUUGAGGGUAGGAAGGAGAAGAAAUUAGGAGUGAAACAAGUUGAAAUUCGUGAGGGUUCAGCUAAAGGAAACACUGCAGACACAGAUGAAAAUGAUAGUGAUUUUUUAGCCUUGUAUUCAUUAGGUGAGGAGUCUGAGAGGGUGAAUGGGCCAGUUAUGGUUAAUGUAAAAAUCAAUGGUAAAGAGGUAGGAAUGGAAGUGGACACAGGAGCUGCUGUUUCCGUAAUGGCUGUUUCAGCUUAUAGAAGAGUGAAAGGAAAUAAAGGAAAGUUAAGAAGGUCUGAAGUAGUGUUAAAGACUUACACAGGAGAACUUGUAAGACCAGAAGGAAUAGGACUUGUUGAAGUAGAUUAUAAAGGACAAUGUUGCAGUUUACCUAUAACUGUAGUUAAGGGAAAUGUACCUACAUUAAUGGGAAGAGAUUGGAUUUAUAGACUAAACCUGGAAUGGGCAGAUUUGUGUAAAGGGAUUAAAAAAGUUAACAUUUGCAAUAGGUUGGAUUCCAGGGUAGAGGCAUUAGUUGCGAAAUUUCCAGAGGUGUUUAGUGAUAAUUUAGGGUGCUUAAAGAAUUUUAAAUGCCACAUACCUGUACGUGAGGGUGCACAACCAAAGUUUUUUAAACCAAGACCAGUACCGUAUGCUUUGAGGACAAGGAUUGAACAAGAGCUUGAUCGCUUGGAAAACCAAGGGGUUUGGAGAAGGGUUGAAUAUUCACAAUGGGCAGCACCUAUAGUGCCUGUUCUAAAGAAUUCAAAAGACCCUACGGGCCCAUUACGUAUAUGUGGGGAUUAUAAAAUUACAAUAAAUCAAGCUGCCCCUCUGGAUACCUAUCCAAUCCCAAACACCACAGAUCAGUUAGCCACUAUUGCAGGUGGACAAAAAUACACCAAGCUUGACUUGUCCCAGGCAUAUCAGCAACUUGAGUUGGAUGAAACUUCACAAGAGUUUCUAACAAUAAAUACGCAUCAAGGUUUAUAUCAGCCAACUCGCCUUCAGUUUGGUGUUCAUAGUGCAACUGGCAUCUUUCAAAGAGAAAUGGAUAGAAGGUUAGGGAGGUUACCAUUUGUAAAAGUUCGAGUGGAUGAUAUACUCAUCUCUGGAAAAUCGGACAUAGAGCAUUUAAACAAUUUAGAAUCCGUAUUAAGAAUUUUAAAGGAAUCAGGAUUAACUCUUAAAGCAUCUAAGUGCUCUUUCAUGCAACCUAAAGUUGUAUUCUGUGGUUUUAUAAUCAGUCAAGAAGGUUGCAGACCAACUACACAAAAUGUGGAGGCAGUUAUGGAUGCUCCUCGACCCACCAAUAUCAAAGAGCUAAGAGCAUUUUUAGGAAUGGCUAACUAUUACAAUGCCUAUUUACCUAGAAUGGCUUCUUUUACAGAGCCACUCCAUAAUUUGAUGAGGAAAAAUGUAUUCUGGAAGUGGAGUAGAGACAGUGAGGAGGCUUUUCAAAAAGUUAAAACUAUGUUAUGCAAUGCACCAUUGUUAGCUCACUUUGAUCCAUCAAAAAAAAUUAUGGUUCACUGCGAUGCCAGUCCACAUGGCGUGGGAGCUGUGCUGAGUCAACAGCAGGAUGAUGGAAGAGAAAAACCUAUUAGUUUCGCUUCAAGAACAUUAAAUAUGGCUGAACGAAAUUAUGCCCAAGUUGAAAAGGAAGGAUUAGCAUUAGUUUUUGCAGUAAAAAAAUUUCAUCAGUAUUUAUAUGGGCACAAGUUUACUUUAUACACUGAUCAUAAACCUUUGCUGGGGCUUUUUUCAGAAAACAAGGAACUUCCUGCAAGAGCUGCUGCAAGAGUAUUGCGCUGGGCUCUGCUACUGUCAGCAUAUGAUUAUAAACUCCUAUAUUGUCCUGGUGAAAAGAACGCAGCUGCAGAUGGUUUAAGUCGUUUACCAUUAGAUGCAUCGAGAGAAAAGUCACGGUUAAAAACCAUGGAGGUGGCUAUGAUGGAGCUAGUAAAAGCCCCUAUUACAGAAAAACAAUUGAGGGUAGCCACAUACAAUGAUCCCAUAUUGGGAGUGGUUCUAAAUAAAGUGUUAGACGGAGGAUUGAUGAUGGAAGAGAGUAAAGUGGAACUGAAACCAUACACAUCCAGGUUCCCUGAGUUGUCAACAGAAGGGGGUUGUUUGUUGUGGGGGCGAAGAGUAGUGGUGCCAAGAGUAUUAAGAGAAACAGUAUUAGAAGAGUUACAUGAGGUUCAUCCAGGAGUAAGUAAAAUGAAAGCUUUAGCUAGAAGUUAUGUCUGGUGGCCUGGAAUCGAUUUGGAAAUUGAGAACAAAGUAAAAAAUUGUGAAACCUGUCAAAGGAAUCAGAAGUGUCCAUUAACUGAGUCUCAUCCAUGGGAAUAUCCAAGCAGACCAUGGGAGAGAUUACACAUUGAUCAUGCAGGUCCAAUGAAUGGAAAAAUAUUCUUGGUGGUGGUUGAUAGUUUCUCAAAGUGGAUUGAAGUAGAAGUUGUGGGCAGUACUGGAGCCAAGACAACAAUUAGGGUACUCAGAAGAUUGUUUUCGACCCAUGGUUUACCUCGAGUUAUUGUUAGUGAUAAUGGAUCUGGGUUUUCGAGUGAAGAAUAUAAACAGUUUUUGUCUUCAAAUAAUAUUAAACCAAUCUAUGCAGCACCCUAUCAUCCAGCAUCGAAUGGUCAAGCAGAACGAAUGGUUCAAACAUUUAAGAACUCGUUAAAAUGUUUUCAAGGAAGUGAUGUCGAGACACAAUUGUGCCUUUUUCUUUUUAAAUAUCGCUUAACACUACAUUCUACAACUGGAGUUUCUCCGGCUGAACUUUUAUUAGGUAGAAGAUUAAGAAAUCCAUUGUCGAUGCUACUCCCUGAGGUCAUCACCAAAAUCAACGAAAAGCAGCUUCCCGGUAUUUUUAGUAAUAAAAGUCGUUUCUUUCAACCAGAAGACCCUGUGUACGUAAGGAAUUAUAGUGGAGGUGAGAAAUGGGUCUCAGCUAUUAUUGUCUCAAAAGUCGGAAAUGUGAACUACAAAGUAUUGACAUUGGAUGGUCGUAUCCAGAUUAGACAUGUAGACCAAAUUGUGAAACGUCAUGUAAAAGAUUGCAUUGAACCUUUAGUUAAAACAGCAGAUGGCAUAAUUGGUCCUUUGUUAAGCAAUAAAAUACCUGAAACAUCAGUCCCGAGUGAUAGCAUGUAUGAUGAAUGCAACCCAAUUAACAAGGAUAUUGAACCCAACAGAGCACACGAGCAGCUUGAAAAUAAAGACGUUAGUCACGAUGGAUCUUGUGAACAACCUGAACCGUUUUCUGAGCCCAUUACUACAAAAACCCGAAGGUCAGGUCGAACCUGUCGUAAACCAGCAUAUUUAGAACAGUAUGAAUGA